Racocetra fulgida is the source of this 350-nucleotide messenger RNA. The record is from the annotation of a GenBank genome assembly. Lineage: Eukaryota; Fungi; Glomeromycota; Glomeromycetes; Diversisporales; Gigasporaceae.
AUGAGAAGAUGUGGAACCGGCAAAUGGAUUCUUGAAAUGAGCCGUGACUAUCAAAAUUCUACUUUUAUCGGUUUAGAUAUUUCACCAAUAUUUCCUGACCCUUCAGAAACACCUCCAAACGUUGCAUUUUUACAGUGCAACGUCAAUGAUGGCAUUCCUUUUCCUGAUAACACAUUUGACUUCGUUUUUCAACGUUUAUUCUCAAAAUACGUAACUGCUGAGCAGUGGAAAGAUGUUGCACGAGAAAUGGUGAGAGUGACAAAGCCAGGAGGGUGGAUCGAAUUUUUUGAAGAUGAUAUUGAAUAUGAAGAAAUUGACCAUUUUGGUUUGCAAAUUUUGAAUGCAAGUAU